AUGGCGAUGAUGCCAUCAACGCACGACUGGAUUAACAACCCGCUGGAUGUGGUGAAUGAGAUGUUUGCCGCAUCUCAGAACAACUCAAAUACCGGUUGGGAGGAGAAAGUGGUCCAUUUCUUUAAAGAGCACUUAAAACAGGCGGAUGCUCACACCUGGGUCCCAUCUAUGAAUGAUGUCCCACUACACUACCUAAAACCUGACAGCCUGGUCAAGUUUCGCUGUUUAAUUCAGGACAUGUUUGAUCCUGAGUUUUACAUGGGAGUGUAUGAAACUGUUGAUCCCUCAUCACAAGCUAAGAAGUUAAGAUGUGGAAAGUACAAAGAUGUGAUCGAAUGUGAGGUGGAUUUUAACUCUAAAAACACUGUGGCUUCUGAAAGACAAACCUUCUACUGUGUACCUGUUCCUGGAGAAAACUCUUGGGUGAAAACUUGUUAUGCUGACUCAAGUCAAGCAAGAGUUCUUCUACCUUCCACUUCAUAUGUGCCAAACAGACAGAAACGAAGCCAUGAAGAUGAUGACAUGGAUGGAACGGGUGCUCAACCACAGAAGCAGAGGGAACCUCAUCUUGGGCUUCACAUUCCUCCAAACCAAAAAUGGGGGACGGAAGCCGCUUCGGGGCCUGUGCCGCGUGCUUCACAUCUUGAGCUCUUGAACUUCCCUCUACCAGAUGAGAAAGGUCCCUCCUGCUUAGUGAAGGUCUAUGAGGACAUGGAGAGCUUCAAAUUGAAUGACACCAUAGAAGUCUAUGGGAUUCUCUCAGUGAGUCCUGCACUCAGUGCUCUGGCAGAAGACAAGGACGAGUCAUCAUCCUUUUCUAAUGAAUUGGACUCAAUUGUGACUGCGAAGGAGAAUGAAGUGCACAACCCGCCUUCCUCACUAGUUCCUCGCCUUCACAUGCUCUAUGCCAAAUCACUGGCACAAAACAACCCUCUGCUGCCCUGUGCCACCUUGCAAGACAACCAUGAAUUUUUGUCUUCAACUUUGAGUGGGAUGGCAUCAGUCAGAGAGGAAUUCCUUACAUAUCUAACUCACGUGCUUUUGGGAGAUUCCCUGGCCGCUGAGUACCUCAUCCUCCAUCUUGUUUCCACCGUGUAUGCUAGGCGAGAUGUGCUACCACUGGGCAAGUUCGCCCUAAAUCUGAGUGGAUGUCCUACCAUCUCCUCAUACACUGAACGCCUCUACAAGGUCAUCCAACAACUUGUUCCUUCUUCCUUUUAUCUGGGCAUGAGCCUUCACAACAUGAAUCAGAUGCGGCUGGUGCCAAAGAAGGACUACCAGGCCAACCGUCUGGUUAGCGGAGCCUUGCAGCUGGCUAAAAACACUUCCCUCUUCCUUGAUGAAACUCAACUGGAGCAGGGACAGCUGGACACGACAGGUGUACGCAAUGUCACAGCUUUGGGGAAUGUGAUCUCGUGGCAGAAGGUUGAUUAUGACUUUAACUACCACCAGAUGGAAUUCCCCUGCAAUAUUAACGUGCUGGUGGCAUCAGAGGGCCGCUCACUUCUGCCGUCAGAUUGUCAGAUUCACCUGCAGCCUCAAGUGGCUUCAGAUCACAUGGAUGAAUAUCUCAGCAGCAUCCCCUUGCAUGAGCAGAGCUCCUCACAGUUCAACAAUUUCCGACUUUAUCUGAGUGUGGCCCGGCAACUGGACUAUAGUAUCCCAGACGAAGUGACCAAGUCAGUGGAGGAUGAUUUUGUAGAUAUGAGGAAGGACGAUCCCCAAAACAUAACUGCCGAGGACCUUCAUCGAAUGCUUGUUGUGGCAAGGUUGCUGUCUCUGAGCCUGGGACACACCUCUCUGUCCAGAGAUACAUGGCAGAGGGCCAAACACUUGGAGAUUCAGCGUAGGUACAGGAUGGAGCACCACAAGAGCGUCAACGGAAAAGAGCCUUAA
Messenger RNA from Nerophis lumbriciformis (worm pipefish), 1896 nucleotides. The record is from RefSeq and is a predicted model, not a curated record. Lineage: Eukaryota; Metazoa; Chordata; Actinopteri; Syngnathiformes; Syngnathidae.